Messenger RNA from Chiloscyllium plagiosum (whitespotted bambooshark), 3848 nucleotides. Its product is annotated as chymotrypsin-like elastase family member 2A. The record is from RefSeq and is a predicted model, not a curated record. Gene Ontology annotation, biological process: proteolysis. Lineage: Eukaryota; Metazoa; Chordata; Chondrichthyes; Orectolobiformes; Hemiscylliidae. Gene Ontology annotation, molecular function: serine-type endopeptidase activity.
CUGGUAAACCUGUUCUGCACCCUCUCCAAAUCCUUCCUGUAAUGUGGCAACUGGAACCAAACAUAAUACUGUAAGUGGAUAAAAUGAAAAAUUCACACAUCAAAGGCUAUUGUGGCAAAUAAAAGUUCUUGGUAUGAGGAGAGAGCAAUGUGUUGUCAUGGACUGAUGAUUGUCUGGCCAACAAAAGGCGGAGAAUAGACCCAAAUGGGUCCUUUUUUGGGUUUUGCAGAAUGUAAAGAGUAGUGUGUACAAGUAUCAGUGUUGGGAUCUCAAGUUUCUUCUUAGCUUUCUAAAUUCCAGUGGAUACAAGCCUAGCCUGUCCAAUCUUCCCUCAUAGGACAACCUGUCCUUUCCAGGUUUCAGUCCAGUAAAACCGAUGUGAACUUCUUCCAAACGCGUUUCCAUUCUUUCUUAAAGUCCAAAAUUGUACAAAGUACUCCAGAUGUGGUCUUACAAACUGUGCAAGUGAAAUAUGAUCUCUCUGCUUUUGUAUUCAAUGCCUCUUGUAAUAAAGGAUGACAUUCUAUUGCCUUUCCUAUUUGUUUGCUGUACCUGUAUGCUAAUCUUCUUACAAUUUAUGCACCAGGUCAUCCAUAUCCCUCUGCAUCUCAGAGCUCUGCAAUCUCUUACAACUUAGAUAGUAUGCUUUUUCUUAUUCUUUUACCAAAGUGGGCAAUUUCGCAUUUGUCCACAUUAUACGCCAUUUACAAUAUCUUUGCUCACUUAUUGAACCUGUCUGUACAUUUUUAUAUCCUCCUUAUGUCCUCUUCAUCAAUUAAUUUCCUGCCUCGGCUUGUGUCACCAGUAAAUUUGGUAACCAUAUAAUCUGUCCUUUCAUCCUGGUCCCUUAGUAAGAACCAGUUCCUGAUUUAAAAUGUCUCUGAUUUCUUCCACAAUAAAAAAAAUGCUGAAUCUUACUGGACAACAUUUCUUGGCUGUUGGAAACCCUUCCACUCAGCACUUUUUACCCACACGCUGACAGUAAGUGUUCAGCAAUCAUUCUACUGCAUGGGAUGUGUAUCACAGUCUGAUUGACCAUCAUCUGACACAUCUCCCCUUUUCUGGUCAAAAGCAGAAGGACUGGUUGGGUUCUCUUCUCCUAUAGAGUUGUAUAGACAACUCAGUAGGAGCCAGGAAUCUUAAAUCAAUUCUUCAUUGCCUCUGCCAUCUGACUCAUCAGGGAGAUAAGUCUCCUCUUUAUUAUCACUACAGACUGUUAAUGGGAUAUGAAUGGAAUUAGCACAGCCCAAAGCCUUUACUUUCUCUUUCUCUUCCUGUUCCUUUUGAUGGUUUCUUCCUUUUCCCUUCUUCUCCAAGUCUCCAUCAUCAUGCUAGCUAACUGAAAAGCAAAACAGAAUGAGAGGAGUAGCCUAUGCCUGUUAACAUGUUCUUGCCACCUUUUUUUCUGGGUCUAUUUCUGUGUUUUUUCUCCUCCUCCUCCCAUACCACCACCCUCUCUUUCUGUCUCACUGUAACCUCCAGGGUAUCUCUCUCUCUCUCUCUCUCUCCAACUUUCCAAUUCAUCCAGGUGUCUCUCCCUUGCUCUCUUUCUCUCAUUCAUGCCAAAUUACCUUAGUUUCCUUCCUUGACCUGUACAAAGUUAUGUUUCCUUCAACACUAUGGGAAUUCUAUGAUUGUACCAAUGGUGAAGUUUGUUUAAGAUAAAGGAGAAAAAUUGCAGAAUCAAUAAAUACUUUACAAGGACACACGCUCCUAUUGAAUGCUGUUCCUUCCCACAAUUAGGGGUAACAUUUAGUCACAUGGUGAGGAAACAAUUCCUCUCCAGGUAUAAAUAAAGUCACAGAAUUUGUUCAGAUGCCCCAAUCACUUACAAACAUGAUACGUUUUGCUUUGGCUGCUCUACUUGUUGCAACCGUCUAUGGUUGUGGGACCCCCACCUACCAGCCUGUAUUGUCCAGGGUGGUCGGUGGUGAAGCUGCAAGACCCCAUAGCUGGCCAUGGCAAAUUUCUCUCCAAGUUGCUAGGGGAGAUAGCUGGCACCACACUUGUGGGGGAUCUUUAAUUGAUCAGCGAUGGGUUAUGACAGCUGCGCAUUGCAUUAAUAAGAAGAAUACCUAUAGAGUGGCUCUUGGCAAACAGGUCCUUUUAGACAAUGAGCCAGGAUCUGUUUUUGCUGCUGUGGAGAAGACCAUCCGCCAUGAAAAGUUCAGCAUGAUCUUUGCUGCCAAUGGUUACGACAUUGCUCUUGUCAAACUUGCACAACCAGUGGUUUUAGAUGACAAAAUUGAAUUGGGAUGCAUCCCUGCCCCAGGGACUCUUCUCCCCAAUAACUACAGCUGCUACAUCACUGGCUGGGGCCUCUUGAAGGCUGGUGGUAAUGUCUCUGAUAUCCUGCAACAAGCCCUUCUCCCUGUCGUAGAUCACGCCACUUGCUCUCUGCCUGACUGGUGGGGAGGGAUAGCGAAGACAUCGAUGGUGUGUGCCGGUGGUGACGGAGUGGUGUCAGGAUGCAAUGGAGAUUCUGGUGGGCCCCUGAACUGCCAGAAUGCCAAUGGUGCCUGGGAAGUACAUGGCAUUGUCAGCUUUGGGUCUGCUUUCUGUAGCCAUAAGAAGAAGCCAACCGUUUUUACCCGUGUGUCUGCCUACAAUGACUGGCUUACUGAGAAAAUGAUGAACAACUAAAAGGAACCACACUGAAGCUUUGGAAGAUUUUAAAUGAUGCAAUUCACAAAAUAAAUGUAUUCUCAAACAAGAUGUUGUCUCAUGGUCUUUAAUGGUGACAUUGCUCAUGGAGUCAGAGUCGUACUGGAUGAAAACAGACUCUUCAGCCCAACUAGUCCAUUCAGAACAUAGUCCCCAAACCGAACUAAUCCCAUUUGCCUGUGCCUGGCCCAUAUCCCUCUAAACAUUUUUGUUGAUGUACUUAUCCAAAUGUCUGUUAACCUUAUCAAGUCAAUAACUUGAUUAAGCCUUUUGACACAUAGAGAUUAUUAGCCUCAUGUGGAUGAGAAACUUCAUAAACCUCUAUUAAGGAUCACAUCACCAUUUAUGCACUUCUCCCUGUGAACAGUAGAUAACAAGCGUUGAACAGAAGCAGGCUGUUUAGUACCUCAACUCUGUUCUUCCAUUCAAUUAGAUCAUGGCCAAUUUGUAUUCAACUCAAGAAGCUUGACACCAUCCAAGAAAAAGGUGGUGGGUAUUCCAGAUGCCGAAGAUUAGAGUCAAGAUUAGAAUGGUGCUGAAAAAGCACAGCAGGUCAGGCAGCAUCUGAGGAGCAGGAAAAUCGACAUUUCGAGCAAAAGCCCUUCAUCAGGAAAGAAUAAGAAAAAGGAAAGAAAAACCAUCCAAGAGAAAGUCCCCUGCUUGACUGGUACCACAUCCACCCACCUAUUUAAACAUUCACUCAUUCCACCACCAACAUAUACACAGCAACAUGAUGUAGUCCAGGAUCUCACCAAGGCUGCUUUGACAGUAUCUUUCAAACCCAUGAUCAUCUAGAAUAACAACGGCAUCCAAUCUCAUGGGAACACCAGUACAUGCAAGAUUCCCUCCAAACAUCACACUAUCCAGACUUGGGAAUACAAUCAUCAUUCCUUCAGUGCGGCUGGGUUAAAAUCCUGGAAUUCUCUCCCUAAAAGCAUCACAGUGACUAUACACACACUGCAGCAGUUUAAGGCUCAUCACCACCCUCUCCAGGGUAACUAGAGAUGGGUGGCAAAUGCUGACCCAGCAAGCAACACUCACUUCCCAUAAACAGAAAACAAACCCUCAAUUUUCUUUUACUGUAGUUUCAUUCUGCCAGGUACUGAUGUGCUUAAGUGUUUGGUGACUGUUUAAACGUUGGUUCCUCAAUGGACUCUGUUGAUGCAGUUGCCUCCUUUUAUUGG